Messenger RNA from Chenopodium quinoa (quinoa), 1083 nucleotides. Its product is annotated as protein FAR1-RELATED SEQUENCE 5-like. Bases 1 to 1083 code for a protein of 360 amino acids. Gene Ontology annotation, biological process: regulation of DNA-templated transcription. Lineage: Eukaryota; Viridiplantae; Streptophyta; Magnoliopsida; Caryophyllales; Amaranthaceae. The record is from RefSeq and is a predicted model, not a curated record. The transcript has 5 exons.
AUGUAUGCAGCAGAUAAUGUAAUUAUAGAAGACAACAUCAAUGAAGAAAGAGAUGAAGAUGCUGCUAUAAAAGAUUUCAAAGCUUAUGGUGAUGUUUUAAUCUUUGAUACAACAUACAGAACAAACAAAUAUGGGUUGAUAUGUGCUCCAUUUGUUGGUAUAAACAAUCACUGGAGAACAACAAUGUUUGGAUGUGCAUUCAUAACUGAUGAAAAGGCUGACACAUUUGUUUGGCUUCUUUCAAUUUUCAAAAAGUCAUUGUGUGGAAUAGAACCAAAAUCAAUCUUCACUAAUCAGGAUCUUGCAAUGAGUAUGGGUGAAAGUUCGGUUUAUCCAAAUUCAAGACAUAGAUUAUGUCUAUGGCAUUUGCAAAAGAAUUUUGUGUCACACUUUGGAACUCUAAAAACCAAUCCUGAAUUCAAAAAUAUAUUGCUGGCACAAGAUGUUUCAAAAACAUGGAUUAGAAAAAAAAAAGAAUGGUUUGACAGGUUAUACGGGCUACGAGAUAAAUGGUGCACAACAUUGAGCAAGGACAUUUUCUCAGCUGGAAUUCUUUCAUCUCAAAGAGUAGAAGUAACAAACAGAGCAAUUUCAUUUAAGCCCAACAGAACCACUAAGCUUUUAGAGUUCUUUCACAUAUUUGAAGCUACUGUGAAAAGAUGGAGAAGUACUGAAAAGAGUGACAACUUCAGAUAUACUACUGAGAAACCAAGAACAACAACAAAAAUAUUAAAACAUGCAGCUGAAGUUUAUACUCUAAACUUAUACAAGGAUUUUAAGUUGGAAUUUGAUACAAGUCUAGGAGCAUAUGCAAGAGAAAAGACCACUUCAAUGCAAUAUGUUAAAUUCUUUGAUGUUUCUCUAGAUGAAGAUAAUAAGCACACCUAUCAAGUAAUAUAUUACACUCUAAACCAUGAGUUUAUGUGUUCUUGUAUGUGCUUCACAGAGACUGGAUUGUUGUCCUUUCACAUCCUCAAGAUAAUGCAAAUGUACAGCAUACAUGCUAUACCAGAGAGAUACAUUCUGAAACGCUGGACAAAGCUUGCUAAAUCAAUGAUAUGGGAUGAGAAUGAAUCAGUUUAA